AGCUGUGUUUAUAGUAAAUAAAAUGUUAGUUAAGUACAUAGAAUAACGAAAUUUGAAAGGGCAAAAUGUCUAAAAUAAUUUUCAACGCAAUUAGAAACUCACGUAAUAUAAACAAAUUGGCUUAUGGAAAUGUUAUCCAACAAAGGAGUUUAAUGCAGAAUGUUGGGAUCCUGAUGGGAGCACAAGGCAAUGGCAAACUUUUGAAAACUAGCAACACGGUUUUUCGGCAUAUGUUUCCUCAACAACAGCGGACAAUGUUCAUACAGACACAGGACACACCGAAUCCAGAUAGUUUAAAAUUUCUUCCUGGCAUUGAGGUUCUAGGCAAAGGAAACACUUAUGAUUUCCCGGCAGUAUCGGCAGCUUAUUGCAGUCCAUUGGCUAAACUUUUAUUUCGUAUAGAGGGUGUGCGAUCUGUGUUCUUUGGUAGUGAUUUUAUAACCAUUUCCAAAGAAGAGGAAGCUGAGUGGGGUAUUAUAAAACCUGAGGUGUUUGCUGUUAUCAUGGACUUUUUUUCCAGUGGCUUACCCAUAUUGAAUGAGGCAAAACCAAAUACCGACACACAAAUUAACGAUGAUGAUGAUGACACAGUUAUGAUGAUCAAAGAGCUGUUGGAUAGUCGAAUUAGACCAACGGUCCAAGAAGACGGUGGAGAUAUAAUAUUCAUGGGCUUCGAGAAUGGCAUUGUGAAAUUAAAAAUGCAAGGUUCUUGUUCUUCAUGUCCAAGCUCGAUUGUCACUCUCAAAAAUGGAGUCGAAAAUAUGUUACAAUUUUAUAUACCAGAAGUACAAGGUGUGGAACAAGUUUUCGACGCUGUGGAUAAAAUAGUUGACAAGGAAUUUGAAAAGUUGGAACAGAACAUUAAAUUAAAGGAGAAAGGUGGUGACACAGCCGAAGCAAAAUAAAUCAAUGUACUUGGAGACACUAGCUGUUAUGCGACAGAAACUUUGUGAAAACCUAAAAUUUACUGAGCUUCGAAUAAUAAAAUGUUAAAGAUUAGUUUAAUUCAUUAUUACAA
Messenger RNA from Stomoxys calcitrans (stable fly), 1018 nucleotides. Its product is annotated as NFU1 iron-sulfur cluster scaffold homolog, mitochondrial. The coding region runs from base 66 to 905 and encodes 279 amino acids. The transcript has 3 exons. Gene Ontology annotation, biological process: iron-sulfur cluster assembly. Gene Ontology annotation, cellular component: mitochondrion. The record is from RefSeq and is a predicted model, not a curated record. Gene Ontology annotation, molecular function: iron-sulfur cluster binding; iron ion binding. Lineage: Eukaryota; Metazoa; Arthropoda; Insecta; Diptera; Muscidae.